Echinops telfairi (small Madagascar hedgehog) is the source of this 1935-nucleotide messenger RNA. It is a transcript of the gene CNEP1R1, whose product is annotated as CTD nuclear envelope phosphatase 1 regulatory subunit 1. The record is from RefSeq and is a predicted model, not a curated record. Gene Ontology annotation, cellular component: cytoplasm; Nem1-Spo7 phosphatase complex. The transcript is spliced from 6 exons. Lineage: Eukaryota; Metazoa; Chordata; Mammalia; Afrosoricida; Tenrecidae. Bases 86 to 463 code for a protein of 125 amino acids.
GCCGAGGCCAGGAAGGGGCUGUGGAGGUGUGAUGCGGGGGGGGCGGAGGCCGUGACCGUGACCGUGACCAUACCUGUCUCCCGACAUGAACUCACUGGAACAGGCGGAAGAUCUCAAGGCUUUUGAGAGAAGACUGACUGAAUACAUACAUUGCUUGCAACCUGCCACUGGACGAUGGAGAAUGCUUCUUAUAGUGGUAUCUGUCUGUACAGCUACUGGUGCCUGGAACUGGUUAAUAGAUCCCGAAACACAAAAGGUGUCUUUCUUCACCUCCCUGUGGAAUCAUCCAUUUUUCACCAUUAGCUGUAUCACUCUCAUAGGCUUGUUUUUUGCUGGAAUACAUAAAAGAGUAGUCGCACCAUCAAUUAUAGCUGCUCGAUGUCGAACUAUAUUAGCAGAGUAUAAUAUGUCGUGUGAUGAUACAGGAAAACUGAUUUUGAAACCUAGGCCUCAUGUUCAGUAACAAUCUGCUCUCACUGUUAUGGGACUUACAAAGCAACACUGCUUCCAAUGACUGGGACAGCCAGAAGCCAUAAAGGAUCCCUUAUACAACUGGAUCUGUGAAGAUCAUAGCAACAAGUGACAAGAAGUGUGCAAUAUUUACCAGAUUAUCAUGAUGAUGACUCCUUGUUAUCCUUGCUUUUGGGAUCUUUGAUUACCUGUAUUUCAGUAUUAGUGUUACUUUAGUAUUGCAUUUUUGCAGAUGAAGUGGGUCUGUAUAUAUUUAAGUUAAAUGUAGAAACAACCUCAUUCAGUUUUUAUAAUUUUUUUUAUUUUUACAAACUACUGUAAAUAGCAGAUCAAUGCCAAUUUGAAACAAAGGGGAAAACUUUGUAUGGACUUAGUUUUCCUGUACCAGUAUUUCAGGAACAUCUGUUUGCCAUUCCACAGCUCUAUAAAACUAACUGUUGUUUGUAGCUGUGUCUUUCAUCCUGUACACUCUCCUCUCUUUUGAUCAUAUCACAGGAAUAACAUUGAAUUGAGUUUAGGCUAAGGAAAACUCUAUUAUGUUUUAAGAAAUUAUAGGUAUUUUGAGAAAUAAUUUUUGUUAUACCAAAUACUGAAUCUCAGCCACUGUUGUGGUUCUAUUUUUCAAUUCAUUAUUUUCCUUUAAUGCUAAAUACACUUUUUAUUUUAAAAUAAUUGUUAGAAUAUUAUACAGGUUUCUGAAUAUGCAAAUUCAUUUAUAAAUUAUGUGUUAUCCUGGAAUUUGAUAGCUUUAUUGAAUUUUGUACUAUGGCAGACAGGCUGUAUUGGACAGGUAUGACUGAUCACCCUUUUCUGUCCUGAGGUACUAUGGGAGCAUGCCACAGGCUGGAGUUGACAAUUCCCACUGUUCAAGAGUGUUAAUGUCUCACUGUAUAUGCAUAAUAGCCACAGUACUAAAAUCCAAAACCCAAAUCAAACCCAUUGCCAUCGAGUCAGCUCCAACUCAGAGGGUUUCCAAGGCUAUAAAUCAUUACAGGAGCAGGGUAACCUCAUCUUCUGCAGAGCUGCUGGAGGAUUUGAACCAAUGGACUUAAGGUUUAACACUCCAACAACACUUAACAUGACAGCAUCACCACGGCUCCUUGUAGUAUAAUGUCCAUUAAAGUUAAAGUUGGGGUUGCUGUAGUUAUCCUUAAAAUAUAAGAGGUGCCUUUUUACUUGUUUAUAAGAUGAAUUUGAAAAGUUUAAUUACUUCAUGAGCACCUUAUAAAUUUUUACUUAACAUAAAGCUGAAAAUUCAUUCACAGGACAAAAAAUUCUUAACAAGGCUGCCAUUUAUAUUAAAAUGUGUCCAUCUUGACUUUCAUAUGUAAAAUGUUUUAUUCUUUAACUGUAGUAAUAAAUAACCCUCUGCUCCUAAGAAAUUUUAAAAGGGGAUUAUUUGUUCAGCGUUUCAGUAAAUUUUUUAGGUAAAUAUGUUCAUAAGAAUAAAUACUUUAUAUAUAA